Messenger RNA from Homarus americanus (American lobster), 7350 nucleotides. It is a transcript of the gene Hip14, whose product is annotated as palmitoyltransferase ZDHHC17-like. Gene Ontology annotation, molecular function: protein binding; palmitoyltransferase activity. Gene Ontology annotation, biological process: protein palmitoylation. The coding region runs from base 39 to 1967 and encodes 642 amino acids. Gene Ontology annotation, cellular component: Golgi membrane. Lineage: Eukaryota; Metazoa; Arthropoda; Malacostraca; Decapoda; Nephropidae. The record is from RefSeq and is a predicted model, not a curated record. The transcript has 14 exons.
AGUAGUUUCUGCAGACGACACUAAACAGCUGAGUAGUAAUGACAACAGACAUGGCUGGUGAGGUUGACCCGUCAUGCAAUCCCGUCGAUUUAAUGGGUCAGGAUGCUUGUAAUCCGAGUGGAAUGUAUGGUGUCGAGCGGGAGACUGACGGUGAUGAAGCUACAGGUAGUAUUCAGAACUCUGAGCCUACUACUCGCAACACAAAUGAGUCCGAUUUCUCAACUUUUGACAUUGUUAAAGCGACGCAGUAUGGUGCAAUUGAGAGAUGUAAGGAAUUAAUUGAAGGUGGCUACGACAUCAACAAGAGGGAUAAUGAAAAUGUUACACUUCUACAUUGGGCAGCUAUCAAUAACAGAAGAGAAAUUGUCAGAUACUAUGUAUCCAAAGGAGCAGUAGUAGAUGCAGUCGGUGGCGAGCUAAUGUCUACGCCCCUGCAUUGGGCUACCAGACAAGGUCAUCUAGGCAUGGUUGUUUUGUUAAUGAAGCAUGGGGCUGACUCUUCCCUCCGUGAUGGUGAGGGAUGUUCCUGCAUACAUCUGGCAGCACAGUUUGGUCACACAGCUAUUGUUGCUUAUCUUGUUGCCAGAGGAGCUAAUGUAAACCUCAUGGAUAAAAAUGGAAUGACACCUCUAAUGUGGAGUGCCUACAGGGUCACUAGCCUAGACCCUACAAGGUUACUCUUAACAUUUGGUGCGAGUACGUCCAUGGCAGAUCGUCUUCAUGGCAACACUGCGCUACAUUGGGCAGUUAUAGCAAAAAAUCACAUGGCUGUCAGUGUUUUAGUCAACCAUGGAGCCAAUGUUGAUAUUGCUAAUGCUCAGGGAGAGUCUGCUUAUAGCUUGAUAAUGAAGAGGAAGACCCAAUGGCUUGACAAAAAAGUUUUGGAAAAGAUUCAGGAGAUGCAGAAGUCAGCAAGAAAUAUUUGUUAUCGUAUAUCUAAUGACAAGAGUCUUCGAUACUGGACCAUGAUGGGAACUCCUUUUCUCGUUUUCUACGUGAUUGGCCUCGUCUUGAAACUAAAUCUUUAUUAUGUGUUGAAGUUGGGUAUUUUCACUGCAUUGUAUAUUGUAGUUUAUGGAAUCUCAAGAGUUUUAUAUGACGAGCGACUCAUGACAGUUAUGCCAAUGGCAGUUUAUUUAGCAACUAAGUUUUGGUGUUAUGUUACCUGGAUUUUGUACAUUCAUGAGUACUCUGGACUUCAAACAACAGCACUGUUCUUUCUUUCUUCACUUCUUUUAUGGUACAACUUUAUGAGAGCAUGGAGAGGUGAUCCAGGAGUCAUAACAGCUGAUCAGGCUCAAAAGUAUCAGACCAUCAUUGAGUUGGCAGAAAGAGAUGGCUUUGAUCCUCAAUGGUUUUGUUCAACGUGUUUGGUUCGGCGUCCAAUACGGUCCAAACAUUGUUCUGUAUGUAACCGAUGUAUUGCCAAGUUUGACCACCAUUGCCCUUGGGUUGGAAACUGUAUAGGUGCCAACAACUUGAAGUAUUUUAUUGGUUAUCUCAUAAUGCUGUGUGCAAUGAGCUGCUUUGUUGUGCAAGGCUGCUUCUCCUUUUGGAAUGGUGCUUGUAAUAUUGACUUCUCGAAACAGGGAAUCUGGUCCAGUCUAGGUUCAGUAGGCACAUGUGAGCCAUGGGUAGCAUGGGUUGGUGCCAAUGCCACAUUGCACGCUCUCUGGGUAGCUACACUUCUUGGUUGCCAGCUCUAUCAGGUAUUAAUUCUUGGCAUGACCACCAAUGAAAGAAUGAACUGUUACAGAUACAAACACUUCCAGGUUGGAAAGAAAGGAGAAGUUCGUUCACCUUUCCAUCAUGGUGUAUGGCAGAACCUUCAAGAUCUACUCAAUUGGCAGUGUUUUGGUAUCUUUAAGCCAGACAGAACAGACUGGCUACAUAUAUACACUCUCUCCGAGUCUGCAGAAGAUAAACAACCUCUUCUCUCACAGUCAGAUAUGUAUCAGUAUGUUUAAGCUUCACGGUAAUUUUUUUAUUUUAUUGUUAAGAUCUCAUGUGUUACUGCCAUUCUGCUAGUUAUAUCCAUCCAUUCUGUCAUUACCACUAAAAUGAAUAAAUAGAAAAUGGUAUAAUUUACUUGCCGCUACGAGUGUGGUCAAUGAAUGGAUCUUCUCUUUCUUACCUGCCUACUAAGGACUUGCAUUUCAUGAAUUAGAUAGAUCAAAGGAUUAUACUAGAAGUUCUAUAAAAAUUCACCUCAAUAUGUGAUCUUUUUAUGAACUAGUUUAUACUGCUAUUACUUAAAACUAUACUGUACCAUGAAACUGUUGGUGUACAUCUCUUCUGUACACGAUAAAAUAAUUCCAUAGUUAAAUGUAAUGAAUGUUGCAUUCCUUUUAGGAUAUAGAUUCUGGCUCUCAAAAACUUGCAGUGUUUUUCUUUUAUACUGUUGAAUAUAGACAAAACUGUACAGCAAGUUGAGAGGAGUUUCAACUGAUACAAAGUGAAAAUUACCAAAGACAUGAGUCAGAUAUUGAAUAAUUGUAUCUACCCUAGUUGACUAGUCACAAAUAACUUACUUAUAACAAUGAGGCCUUUGCCAGUUUUGUAAGUUUGAAUUGGGUUUGUGAAAUGUUGUGAGUACACCAAAGAUACUCUCCAGUAUGAUGUACUGUAUGCAGUUGUGCAGCUGCUGUUAUCAGCUUUUUUGCUCAAUUUGCAUUUUUGUGAUUAUGUAUGUUAAUUUUGUAUAAGGCUUAGUACUAUUACACAUUGACUGAUGUAUUCUGUAUAAAUUAUUGUGGCACAAACCUAGGACUAUAAGAUUUUGAUAUACAGGUGGACUUCAUUUAGCAUUGGGGUUAGGUUCUUUAAAAAGACUGCUAAUUGAAUCAGCACUAAAAGGGGUCAUUAUACCACUACUGUAUAUUUAACAUUACAAAGAAAGAGUACACAGCUCAAUAAUAUCCUACCAAGAUUCAGCCAAUUGCCCCAGUAUGUGGAAUACCGUAUAUACUUGGGUAUAAACCAAUCUCAUAUGUAGUUCAACCCCUGAUUUUUUUGUAAAAAAAAAUCCUGUUUUAUAUAUGUUGUAUAAUUCGACUAUAGCUUUUAAAAAAUACUGGGUAUAAUCCUAGACAUAAUUUGUAGCAAGACACCAGAUUCACAUCAACGCAUCUUGGCCGUGACUACCACCACAACAGCUAACGUUAUGAACAGUCUUACCAACUCUGAAACUGAAUUCCCGUCAGUUACCAACUCUUAUGAGGAAUAAGAUCAACUAAUAUACUGUACUUUAUACCAGUAAAUGUGAUAAAUAAAUCAAAAUAAUACAAAUAAAUAAAAUAGAACAAAAUAAUACUCUAUUCCCAUUUGGCUGCUGGAUGACAAAAUUUGUCAAUUCUUUUGCUACACACGGGAGACAGCCGAGACCCCCCCCCCCCCUUCACCCCCGUUUAACGUGAACUCGUAACACACGAAGAAAAUUUAUUCCCUUUUAUGUUUUUGAUCUUAUGAUAAUUAUUAUUUUAUAAAUUUUGGGGGGCACAUUCUAUAUUUAAGAUUGUGUGUACACUAAAAAAAAAAAAAAAUUGUAUAUCUACCCCAAGUUGAAAAAUAAUUAUAACAUAGCUCACAAUUUGGCCUGGAAUAGUAGGGAGAUGGCUAGGGGGAUGUGGCUAUAAUGACAAGUCGUGUGUUACUAUGUAUUACAAAUACAAAACUACUGUAAUGUAAAAUACCGAAAACAAGCAAAAAAAAAAGGCAAGGAAUAUUAUCACAGAUGUGACGGCCUACACGGUAAGUCAAUUGGCUGAAGCAAACUCUCAACUCCCAGUACCUAUUUCCCAGCAUUCAUAAAUCAUGCCGCCUAAAUUUAUUAUGUUGUUUAACAAUUGUGCUACUUCAAACAACAUUUGUAUACACUCUAUACUUGAAAAAUGCAGCUAAAACCAUUAAGGAAAUGCUAAAUGAAAGUUUAGCACAACUGUCAUUUGCAUAGGCACUGGCUACGUGGCCGCUUCAACAGUCGGUAUAACAAUGCAGCCUACCGGGGAUGCCACCACCUCCCUAGCAAUGCCCCCAUCUCAGCCUUCUAACUUGUGCUCAAAAAAAUGUUUAAUCCCUUUAUGAGUUGGCCCUUAUAAUUAUUUCUCUUACUUUUUUCACACUAUGUACGUAGGAUUGUGUGUGCACGUAUCCGAGUUUAAAAAAAUGAUGAAAGUUACAUACUGUAUAUCUACCUGAAAUUAUGAUUUGACAAAUAACCUUAACACCUCCCGUGUCCCGGGUAGCAAUUGUUCACCGUAAAUGACCCGCAGAAAUUCAUUAAUUUUAACCCCUCAAAUGCUAUGCGUUUAUAGCUCGACCCCCUACUUUUUGCCAAAAAUUUUAUCAACAAAACUUGAACUAUAUUCAAGUAUAUACGGUAGAUAAAUAACUGGAAAAUGUUAAUUUACAUAUGGUGAUGUGCCAUGAUGGUCAUGUUUUCUUACUUUCUGGCCAGUUUUGAUAAGAUAAACAUUUGAUGAAUGUUUAUGGCCCAAACACAAUGAAUUGUAUAACAAUAUCAUGCCCGCCUGUUUUGUAUAGCAUUCAUAGCCUGAGAAAUUUAGCAAAAUUUCAUGAAAGUUAAUGUAUGAAUAGGGCAUAGAAUUCUGAAACCUAUGCUCCUCAAAGUUAGAAGCCAGUGAUGUCUAUAUCAGUAUUUAGACAACUUUCUCAGCUUUGUUCUUUUCUCUGAUGUUCUUGUGAUUGUUUUCAAAUUAGAAAUUCUGUACUCUUUUAGUUACCAUCCAUCUUUAGUAAACCUCAUCAUGAAAAUAUGACAUAACAGAAGAUGGAUUAACAACACUGUUGAGAGCACUAACAAACCUUUUUGUGUUAACUUUUGAAUGGUAAGUUGAUUUUAGAAUAUCAUCAAAUUCAACACAUGGGAUCUGUAAUAGCUUAUCAGAAAUCAACUGGUCUAUCAAAUAUAGGCAUAAGAAAGCUGAUUUGUGCUGUCAACUCUGCCACUAAUCCUUUCUUCAACAGAAGCUUGAAGGUAACUACAAAAUUAUAUAUACAGUAUCUCAAAACCAUUGACACAGAUUUUAGAUAAAACAAAGCUGAACAAGUUAUCAAGUGGCCAGUUACAUGUAAAAUUGCAGGUACAGUAACUUGAUAUUAAAUACUUUAAAAAAUGUCAGUAAUGUGUUAUGACAUAGACCUCAGAUCUUACACAGUUUCAGACUCACUGAAGCGCUAGUUUUCAGGAAUUUAAGUUCCAUUCAAUGAGCUUUCUUUAUUCUUAGGCUGUCCUCCUUGCAUAAAUUUUUAAAAUUGUAAUUGUACAUUAGGGUUCACAGUUGAGUAUGAUCCUUAUAAAAGCAAUCAUAUAAUUAAGAAAAUUAUGAUAAAUACACUGUAGUAUUUUGUUUACUUCUUAAUAUUAUGGAUGAUGUAUUUGUACAAUAGCAUGUCCCUGGUGGUGCCUCUUACAUACAUGUAGGAUCCAUCAGUAAAUGUUGAGCAGAUAAUGAACUUUUAUGUCAUGUACUCUUUGUAAAUAAUUACUUUUUGUGAUAAAGGUAUGAUUAUUCAUAGUUAUUUAAUAGACAGAACAUUUGAUUUUAUAGCACAAUUAAUAUACCUCACCUAUAAGGUAAUAAUUUGUUUUAGGACCAAAUUUUGAUGAUUGGUGGAUUUUUAUAAUGGAAAAAAGUAAGCUUUUGCACAUUCCAUAUAUCUAUAAAUUGAUAUCAAGGCUUCAUGUAUUCACCUUAACUAUUAUGACAUAAUUUUUUAUAUUUCUUAAUAAGUUUUAGUAAAAAAUAAUAUAAUCAUCUAUACAUUUUCCUUAACUUUUUAAUAAUACUCAUUCACAGAUAAUUUUUUUACAUAUUCAAAUUAUGUUCAUAAAAUGUAUGUAGUGCUGUGAUACACCUAAUAGUAUUCAGGCACAGUCUUUAUUAUUAUUAUUAUUUCUUAAUAAUUAAGAAAUGUGAAAACAAAGUGUAAAUAUUCUUUGAAAAUUUGAUUAAGUUCUUACCACUAAACAAGGAAAAUAUUUGCUAUGUGAAAACCACAACUUGGCAUCUCUAAAUUUUAUGUACCUGAACAGGAGUAGCUAUGAGUGGUAUCUUUUAAUGGCAUUUAGGUCCUUCCUGAGUCACAUGUGAGAUAUAUCAUCGCUAAACACCUCCUAGCAGAACAAGGGUGUGAUGUGUUUUGUGGCAGGAUGCAUUACCCAGGCUGAUAAUGUUUACUCUGCAAGCAGAUCCUCACCCAAUCAUAUCAGGGUUUCUGAGACAACCACCUGUUCGGUGGUUGUCUCAGAGACCAGCAAGAGUCUAGAUCAAUGUUUCAAAACUCAGGUACAGUAUUCCAGACCUAUUUAGCCAUAAAAAGAAGUCCACAUCUUACCUGUCAGUGUACUGCUACUCUGAACCAACACCAAUUUCUCCUGUGAACAAAGAGUGAGUGUUAUAAUUGCAGUUUACUGUAUAUUUUCACAUUAUUUCUCAAUUUUCAGUUCAGGCCACGCAGUCUGUAGAGCACUUUAGGCAUUUAAAUAACUCAGGUAAAUGGUAUUUUCCUCAAGCAAUGAAUCUGUCAGUUAGCAACCAUAUUGUUCUGCAAGUGAAAUCUUAAAUGCUACACUUCACAAGUAAGCAUAGUUCUUACAUUGAUUAUACAAACCAAGCCAUGUCAAGUGUAUGCAAAUCUUACAUUCCCAUCAAAUAUAUUUUUGGUAGAAACCUUGCUCACUGGGAGAGGAGCUCCUUACAGCACCAACACUGGCAGUUUGGGUAAUGUAUCUUGCCACUAAUCAUGUUAUGCCCCCUGGAAAAAAAGCAGGUUCUGACACAGGGUUUUCGUGGUAGUAGAUCUUCUACGUCACUCACUCCCUCAGCCAUAAAAUGGGAUUUCAUACUCCAGUCCUUCAAUUCUUGUUUGUACCAUUGUGACCUGCCAUUUCCAUUUGCUCUGUGUACAAAAUUGUUAAAUUGAAAAAACUAUAAGAUGCCUCAUGUAAUUGUAAUGUACUGCAAUUAGACAACUGGUUUGAACCUAACUCGGUACAGUACUGUAUCACUAUGUAAUUACGCUCUACUUUGGAUAAUUGAUCUGUGCCUUAGUGGGGCAUUUUUUCCCAACUGAAGUUAUUGACAUUCACACAGGAUAUUUUCCAUGCAUUUAAAUGUAGGGUAGAAACUGUCACAUUACAUUUAUAAAUUCUGUAUUAUAAUCAAUGCCAAUUUCCACCCUAUAAUUUGCUGUGGGUUGCAAAUCUUUAGAUAAAAAAGUGGGAUUAGAAUACUGUACAAGUAAAAAAAAAGUGGUGCUGUAGUUGUGUCAAUAAGUAGAGUUGGAAAGCACCUAUAGAGUCUGAUACAUCAUUUUUUUUUUAAAUAA